AUGGAGGAUACACAAGAAUUAAGCAAUAUCAUACGUGUAACACCUCAGAGGAUUAGUCAAAUGGGCAGAGAAGAGAGGUUGAUGGAAGCAAUAAAUGAAAUUCAAAACGAUACAGGUUUUACUCAAAAGGAGCUCUCAAAACCAAGAGGUAGAUAUCUCACCGAAGCAGAAGAAUUAGAGAUGAUAAAGAUGGUAGAAGAAUCAAACACCAAGAAUAUUCCGAUAACGAAAGAGAAUAUUCUAAAUUGGGUGGUCGGAAAGGUAUAUGACAAAUAUGGCUAUACAAUGAGUCGUCACCCUGGUGGUGACUGGUGGACCAAGCUGAAACAAAAAUAUCCGAUCUUAAAGUUAAGAAAGGUUAAGUUUCAAGAUGAAGCCAGAUUAAAAGCGGAGAAAGAGGCCGAUAUUCAAGGUUUCAUCAAGAGUGUUCAUAAAGUGAUAGUAGAAAACCAAAUUCAACCAAAGAAUGUGAUAAACUCUGAUGAGAAAGGUGUUUUAUUCACGAAAAUGAAUCAAAAAUUUAGCUAA
Molecule: messenger RNA, 528 nt
Organism: Heterostelium album PN500
Lineage: Eukaryota; Evosea; Eumycetozoa; Acytosteliales; Acytosteliaceae
Exons: 4
Coding region: 1-528 (175 amino acids)
Source: RefSeq, a predicted model, not a curated record